AUGAUAACUAAUUAUUUUUAUUUAAUUCUAAUAUUUUUUAUUUUCAUAUUUUUAUUUUUCCUUCACCGCCCACUUCCCCAUUUUAUUGCUGACAGAUGGAAAAUACAAAUUAUUGAAUUUCUAAUGCGGAUUUCUAAUGAAUAUCUUGGUGAUUUAGUUGAAUCAUUUUCUGGUCCAAUUAUGCGAAACAAAUUUACUCGUUUUUUCUCUUCCCUUCCAUUUUAUUUUUUUCCUGUACGCGUACCAAAUUGGUGUUUAAUUAAUGUUGGGUAUAUUGCUGGAAUUAAAUGUCGAUUUUAUCUUCCACAAGGAGAAUUUAAAAGAAAUAAUGCUUUAAUUGUUUUUAUUCAUGGAGGUGGUUGGUGCAUGGGAAGACCAAGUAAAAUAAUUUAA
Molecule: messenger RNA, 393 nt
Organism: Meloidogyne enterolobii
Lineage: Eukaryota; Metazoa; Nematoda; Chromadorea; Rhabditida; Meloidogynidae
Source: the annotation of a GenBank genome assembly